AUGACCGAAAAAAGAAGGAACAAUGGUCGUGCCAAAAAGGGCCGGGGCCAUGUGCGGCCUAUUCACUGCACCAACUGCGCCCGAUGCAUGCCCCAGGACAAGGCCAUUAAGAAGUUUGUCAUCCGAAACAUAGUAGAGGCCACAGCUGUAAGGGUCAUUUCUGAAGCAAGUGUCUUCGAUGCUUAUGUACUUCCCAAGCUGUAUGUGAAACUACAUUACUGUGUGAGUUGUGCCACUCACAGCAAGGUAGUCAGGAAUCGCUCUCGUGAGGCCCAGAAGGACCAAACACCCCCACCCCGAUUGAGACCUUCAGAUGCUGCCCCACGACCUCCACCAAAGCCCAUGUGAGGAGCUAACUCUGAAG
This is a messenger RNA of Pteropus alecto (black flying fox), 364 nucleotides long. Its product is annotated as 40S ribosomal protein S26-like. The record is from RefSeq and is a predicted model, not a curated record. The transcript has a single exon. Gene Ontology annotation, biological process: translation. Gene Ontology annotation, molecular function: mRNA binding; structural constituent of ribosome. Gene Ontology annotation, cellular component: ribosome; cytosolic small ribosomal subunit. The coding region runs from base 1 to 348 and encodes 115 amino acids. Lineage: Eukaryota; Metazoa; Chordata; Mammalia; Chiroptera; Pteropodidae.